Molecule: messenger RNA, 3652 nt
Organism: Myxocyprinus asiaticus (Chinese sucker)
Lineage: Eukaryota; Metazoa; Chordata; Actinopteri; Cypriniformes; Catostomidae
Product: SAFB-like transcription modulator
Exons: 20
Coding region: 49-2961 (970 amino acids)
Biological process (GO): regulation of mRNA processing; regulation of transcription by RNA polymerase II
Cellular component (GO): nucleus
Molecular function (GO): RNA binding; sequence-specific DNA binding
Source: RefSeq, a predicted model, not a curated record
ACACUGACUCGCACUUGCGUCGCUGUCGAGCUCGCGCACACAGUCAAAAUGUCGGCGGUGGCCAUUUCAGCGGAGACUAAGAAGAUUACAGAUUUACGAGUUGUAGAUCUCAAAUCAGAGCUCAAACGAAGAAAUUUAGAUAUCACGGGUGUGAAAAAUAACCUAAUCGCAAGAUUGAAACAGGCGAUAGAAGAUGAAGGUGGCGAUCCAGACAAUGUUGAGUUCCCCGUGUCAGUUGAGACACCCACGAGAAAAGCCAAAUCCAAAGGAAAGAAGGCCGACCUGGACAAAGACACCACCAUGGAAGAGGAAUCCUUCUCAAAGGAGACAGAGGAGGAGGAAUCAGAAAAAGAUGUAACUGAUACUGAUGAUGCUACUCGUGAAAAUUCUAAAACCUCCUGUGAAGACGGCCUUGCAGAGCACGAGGCUGAGGCAGGGGCAGAGCCUGACCUUGAGGCUGAGGCAGAGGUGGAGCCUGAGCCUGAACCCGAGCCUGAGGCAGAGAGAGAAGCUGAGCCUGAAGUCCCAGUGAUGGAGGCCUUGGAGAGCGAACAUACUCCUGAACCUGUAAAAGAAGUUGAUGAUGACAAUAUAUCCGUCACCAUCCAGGCCGAAGAUGCCAUCACACUGGAUGUGGAUGGCGACGACCUCCUGGAAACAGGUAAACAUGUGAAACUUCCAGAUUCUGAGGCAGGCUGCGAAGAAGCUGAGGCCUCUGCUGAGAUGGGGCAGGAGACCGACUCGCUGGCCAAAUCAGUAGAUGUCCACAAAGAUGGUAAGAGUGAUGACAGCCUGAAGUCUGACGCCGCCAAGAAGGACAACAGAGAGGUCUUGAAGAAAGGAGAAAUGGGAGACAAGGAAAAGGAUUCUGGGAAGAAAGGCCCCUCUUCAACUGGGGCAACAGGUCAAGCAAAGAGUUCUUCAAAAGACAGAGAUGGAAAGACUUCGAAAGAUGAGAAAGGAGGCAGCACCAGCUCUUCUCGCAAUCUGUGGGUGAGUGGCCUGUCCUCCAACACUAAAGCAGCUGAUCUCAAAAACCUCUUUGGCAAAUUUGGCAAGGUUUUUAGUGCUAAAGUGGUCACUAAUGCUCGUAGCCCAGGAGCCAAAUGUUAUGGGUUAGUCACCAUGUCGUCCAGUGCAGAAGUGGCAAGGUGCAUCUCCCACCUGGACCGCACAGAGCUCCAUGGACAGCAGAUAUCUGUGGACCGGGUGAAAACUGACCCCUUCAAAAAAGAAGGGGAGGAGAAGACCUGUUCCAGUAAAACUUCUGGAGAAAAGCGCACUCCAACUGGAACAAAAACCUCAAGCAAGUCUCCAGCUUCAUCAAAGAAGGAGGAUAAAAAAUCAGACAAACUCUCUGAGAAAGACAGCAAAGACACCAAAAAGCAAGACUUAAAAAGCAACAAAUCUGAUGCACCAUCUUCCAACUCGGGAGCCGACACCUCCAAGAAAGAUGAAAAGAAAUAUGGAAGAAAGAGUCCAGGCAAGAUGAUGGGGAUUGACCAUGCUAGAAGAGAGCAAAACUUUAAGUCUCGACCUCCUUUCAGAAGGGGUGGGAGAUUUGAGAAGCCUGGUGCACCCAAUACAAUGGGCAGACGGCCCAGAUGGUUUAUACCACCUAAUGAGAUGGAGAUGAAGAAAGGGAGGCCCCUGCCUAACAAAGGUGGCAACAAGGAAAUCCUACCUUUUGAGAAGAUGAAGGAGCAGCGGAUGCGUGAGCGCAUGGUCAGGAUGGAACGUGUUCGUAGGGCUGUGGAACUGCGCAGACGGCGUGAAGUAGCGGAGCGAGAUCGCAAGGAGAGGGAGCGGAUCCGGCUUCUACGUGAGCGGGAGGAAAGGGAGAACCUGAUGAGAGAGCGGCAGAGGCUGGAGAUGGAAAGACAGAAACUUGAACGUGAGCGCAUGGAAAGAGAGAGACUGGAGCGGGAAAGAAUCCGCAUUGAGCAGGAGCGACGCAAGGAAGCAGAUCGUUUGGCUCGUGAACGUGAGGAAUUGAGACGGCAGCAGGAGCAGCUGCGUUAUGAGCAGGAGAAACGAAAUAACUUAAAGAGGGGCCGUGACGUCGACCAAAGAAGGGAGGACCCUUACUGGAAUGGUGGUAAAAAGAUGCAGACUGUGCCAGAGGGGAGAAUUAGUCAAGGCUCUGCCUACAACAGCCGCCAGCAGAAUCGCUUCAACUUUAAUCCCAGAGACCGUACCCGCUACCCUCAGACAGCAGCAGUGCAAUCUAACAACUUUGAUAGACGGAACCGCUUUGAGAAUGAAGCUGAUUCAAAGAAGAAUAGAUCUGCUCCACGCCGGGAAGGAUCAGGAUUUGACCGUUAUCCUAAAGACUUUGAAACUGUGCGUAGAACAGAACCACCACCUGCUCCCCGCACUGAGCUGCGAGAUAGCGACCGCCGAGAGAUCCGAGAUCGUGAUGAGCGUAGGCAGGUGGCCAUGCCUGAACGAGCAGCCGGAGGCAGAGCAGCGCCUCCAGUCAUUGCUCACUCCAGGACUCCCAGAGACACAAGCCACACUGGCUGGAAGACUGAUGGGGGAAUAAAUACUAAACAAGAUGUCAGAGGACCAGGGCGGAUGCGUCCAGAGCGACCAGGAAGAGAGGGACCCAGUCCUGCCUUGAGAGGAACUUCCACAGCUAGCCGCGGCAGGACAAGCUUCAACAGCCGAGACGGAGGCAGACCUGUGGUUAUUGGAGAGCAGCAGCACUUUGGCAGUGGCAGGCAGGUGGUGGUGGAAAGGCAUGGGCGUGAUCAGGGCCCCAGAAAAGAUUGGCAUGGGCCAGCAGGAUCACAGAGUGGAGGAUUCCCAGAUAAUCGUCGAAUGGGAGAGAGUCGGCCUGGCUUGAUGGCACCACACUCCAGCCAUUCCUCCACUGGAAUAAACAGAAUUGUGCAGAUCACUAAUGUUCCCAUGGCCGGCGGCAGUGGAGGAUUCAAACCUUUUAAAGGGAGGUUCUAGCAUCAGAAAUAUUUUAAAUUUUUUUUGGCAACAGUUUUUUUUUUUUGGUGGUUUUAAUUGGCUAAAAGAUUAUUUUAAAGAGACAGUUGGAGUUUUUCUUUUUUGUAAAGAGCUUUGUUAGCCUACAUUUUUGCCCUGAACUGUUCUCUGUUGACCUGUAAACGCCCUCUGUGCACAUACAUGUUAUCCUGACUUAGCGUAGGUGCAACCUGUACAGUUUAUUUCUUAACCAGUGGUUGUGUAUUGUUGAAACUUCCUGUCCAAGACACUUCUGCUUUUGGCAGACUACUGUGUUUGUAGCACUGGACAUGUCUCUUAAUUCCAUUAACAUUUCAGUUAGUGAUUUUUGUUUUGUUUUUUUUGUUUUAAUUAUUCUACAAGUUAUUAAAUUAUAAAGAUUAUAACUGUCUCUGUAUAAUCUGAUUCUGUGUAUGGAGCCACACGAGAAAAGCUUUGCGUGAUGUACUUGGCAAGUUUUGAAGACUGAAUGAAUGUUAAGGACAACACAAACCAACAGACUUCACUGACCAGAUUUCCUUUAAUCAGACAUAUUGCCCCUCAUCUAAGGCAUUUGUAAGAAAAAUGUCCAUCUACUCUUUGACAUGGUUGGGCUACACAUGUUUUGGUCUUUUAAUGAACCUUUCCCACAAUGGUAGAUUGACCCUUAUAAUAUCCCGUAUUUUGUAAGAGG